UUUGCUGAUCCUUCUCUGGCAGCAUGGCAAACGACAAAGUGGCACCUUUGGGCUCCAGCGAGAACCCGAUCAAAUUCAAUGAUCAGGACUUCCAGACUCUGAUGGAGGAGUGUCUGAAGUCCGGCGUGCUGUUUUCUGAUCCAACCUUCCCGGCUGAGCAGCAGUCCAUCGGUAUGCCCGAAGACCCGGAUCCCAAAAAGGCGAUUAAGUGGCAGCGACCCAAGGAAAUCAGUGAGAAUGCCGUGUUUGUGGAGGGCAUGACCGGGACCACAGAUAUCUGUCAGGGCCAACUGGGUAACUGUUGGCUGCUGGCAGCUCUGUCCUGUCUGACCAUGCACCCAAAGCUCUUUGUGAAGGUGGUGCCACCGGGGCAAAGCCUCUCCAAGCCAUAUGCAGGGAUCUUCCAUUUUACAUUCUGGCAGUAUGGUGAGUGGGUGGAGGUGGUUGUGGAUGACAGGCUGCCAGUACGCCAAGGCCGUCUGCUCUUCAGCUACUCUCACACCCGCAAUGAGUUUUGGAGCGCCCUGGUGGAGAAGGCCUAUGCCAAGUUAAUGGGAUCCUAUGGAAGCCUGAAGGGGGGUAACAUUUCUGAGGGGAUGGAGGAUUUUACAGGAGGCAUCGCAUACUCGAUAAAGGUUUCAUCUCGUACCCCUCGAGUCCUCUGGAGGUCUCUGACGAGGGCCCUGUUCAGAGGCAGCCUGCUCAGCUGUUUUAUCCAGGCCAGCAACUAUCUUGACAUAGGUAAAGUGACAGGAAACGGGCUGAUAAAGGGCCACGCUUACGCCAUCACUGACACUGACAAGGUGAAAAAAGCAACAGAUGAGAUUUUGUUGCUGAGGCUGAGGAACCCCUGGGGUUUUAUUGAAUAUCGGGGCCCCUGGAGCGACAAGGGUAAAGAGUGGGACGAUGUGGACAAAGCAGAGAAAGAACGGAUUGAGCUGAAAGAGACUGAAGAUGGAGAGUUCUGGAUCAGUGCUGAGGACUUCAGCAGCCUGUUUGAUGUCGUGGAGCUCUGCAGUGUGAGUCCUGACACUCUUGUUGAGGGAAACACACCUGCCUCUCCCUCCAGUGCUGCACCCCAGUGGACCAUCAGUGAACAUGAAGGACUGUGGGUACCGGGGAGCUCUGCCGGUGGUAGCCGCAAAUUCAACCAAACAUUUUGGAAGAAUCCUCAGUUUGAGUUGGUUCUUAAAGAGCAGGACCACCCCGAUGAUGAAGAUGAAGACGAUGGUGAGGAUGACGAAGAUGAUGAGGAUGAGGAUGAGGAGGAGAUGGACCCGGAGGAGAAGAAGAUAGCAGAGAAACAGAAGCAGAAAGCCAAACAGUGCACUGUGCUGGUGGAGCUGCUGCAGAAAAACCGCAGGCAGACGGGCAAACUCAACUUUCUCUACAUCGCUUACCACAUCUACAGGGUUCCCCCUGAGCUUCAGGGUGUGUGUCUGAGCCGCAACUUCUUCAUGACAAAUCGUCCUGUGGGACGUUCUGGGAAAUAUCAGGCUCAGAGGGGUGUGUGGAGGAAGCUGCAUCUGGACCCGGGUUACUACACCAUUGUAGUGUCCACUUAUCGACCCAACAAGCCCGGAGAGUUCUUUGUCCGCAUUUUCUCCAAGACUGGAAACACUCUGGGGUCUCAGGACUUUACCUGCUCCUCUGGCUUCUUGCCGGUUAUGGCAGCUCCUGUGCCCCCAGAGGAUCAAAGGAGAGUUCAGAGGACUUUUGAUGAGGGUGCUGGCCCUGAUGACAGGCUGAAUGCCAAUGAGCUCAUGAAGCUGUUCAACUCAGUUCUUGACAAAGAUUACCAUCUGCCCCUGGAGACGUGCAGAGAGCUCAUCUUUGGAGAGGAUACUGGAGGGCGCUCCCGUCUCAGCCGUAAACAAACCGAAACCCUGCUGUCCACGCUGCGCAAUUUGCAGUCCAUCUUCUUCCGGUUCGAUACAGACUCUUCUGGGACAAUGAGCCCCUUUGAGCUCAGCACAGCCCUGGAAGCUGUUGGAAUGCAGUGUGAUGGAAAGGUGGUUCAACUGCUGUCUGAGCGGUUUGCAUCAGGAGAGCUGCACAUGCCCUUCCACGGCUUUGUAUCAUGUUUCACCAGGCUGCGCAAGCUUUUUGCUCUGUAUGAAUCAGAGACCAGUCAAGAGGUGAAAGACAGAGGGAUCAAUGCUUGGCUGAUUCAGUUUCUGAUGCUGUGAAGAUGCUUUCGGAAAAGGAUCUCCACUCAGACCCAGCUGAGUCUCUGUAAUACAUGAACAAAACUCUUCUUCCAUGUGUGCCUUGCUACAGAGCAGCAGCUGCAGCUAUGUCAGGUUAUGCUUUGCUUUGCCAUUGUUUUAUUUUAGCUUCAUCUUGUACCAUUCUACUACUUUACACUAAUACUUGACCUUGAUGUAAUAUUCAAAGUCCUAGAUGGCUUACUGAAAGGACCUACCAGGCACAGGCCCACGGGCCAAAGUGGUCAGGGGGCCCAUGUGCCAGAGCCUCUAUUUGAAGUGACAACAUUUCUUGUUGGAAGGUCAAUCUGACGACUACAAAAAGUACAAAAUAACAAUAACUGACCAGAAUGAGAUGCUAAAUAUUCACAAAGAGACACAAAAUGAGCAGAAAGAGACAAAAACAUCAAGAAAGAAAGACAAACAAAAAUAGCAAAAAAGAGACAAAAGAAAAAAAACGACUUGAUAUGAUUGCAAAGAGACAACACGAUUAAACAAUCUCAUAGUUUGUAGCCAUUUUAUGUCUCUUUCAAUCUGUGGCUCUUGCUUUUAUGUAGGAGAGUGGGGGGGGGGCUUUUACAUGUCUCUAUCCAGGGACCUGUUAUCUCAUAAUCCAUCUAUGUGCAGACUAUGUAGCACCACCAUUCAAUUGUUAGAGCAGUACUGUAUAAUAGUAUUACUUAAUUACAGGUGUGACUUUUAAGAUAUCUUUAUUCCUACUGUCUUUUUAAAGCAUUGCUCUAUUAAAAAGAAAAUUGUUUUGAAAACCUAAAUAA
Lates calcarifer (barramundi perch) is the source of this 2983-nucleotide messenger RNA. It is a transcript of the gene capn12, whose product is annotated as calpain 12. Gene Ontology annotation, cellular component: cytoplasm. Gene Ontology annotation, molecular function: calcium ion binding; calcium-dependent cysteine-type endopeptidase activity. Gene Ontology annotation, biological process: proteolysis; negative regulation of apoptotic process. NCBI's taxonomy places the organism in Eukaryota, Metazoa, Chordata, Actinopteri, Centropomidae. The record is from RefSeq and is a predicted model, not a curated record.